CCACAAGAUGUAGAAUACUUCCGUCGGAAAUGGAUUUGGGUGUUCAAAGUUCUGCUGCUGCAGGAGCAUGUCGAUGUCCUCGCCAAGCCCUCAUUUUGUGCUAUUUGAAAAUUCGAAUGAUGAGGCUUUGCGGUUUACUCAUUUUCCUCAGCUAUAUUGUCUACGUGGAUAAUGCUGUUACUGCAAACUUUAUCAGUGACCCACGAUCAAUGUUCCCGAAGAUGGUGAGAACUAAAAAUGCUUUUCACUUCUUGCAAUAUUUCAUGGGAACUUUUCGACGAAUGUUCCGAAAUAAAACAGAAAUGAUUGAGCAUUUCAAUUAUUAUGAUGAUCAAGUAAAAGGAACUGAUUGUCAUAUUCAAGAGGAAUUGGAUUUUGCCAGAUUUAAAUCAUAUUUCGAUAGAUAUACAAGAACUCAUUACAAUCCUGAAAUUCGUAUUAUCUUUGCAAUAAUGACUAAAGAUUCUUCUCAUAUGACGGUUGAAUUCCAUGUUACAUCACAAUCUUGGUUUGGAUUCGAAGAUCAUUUUCAUAUGAUUAUCAGAGCGGUUAAUGACGAGAAUGUCGGAUGGGGAGUUCGUUAUCUGAGUAUGGCCUUCAAUUGCUGAAUAGAGAUUGGUUCAUUCGGAAAUAUGGAAAGCAAAAAUAAAGCACAUAAAUAUAUCGAACAGAUUAGUUAAUGUUGCAUUGUCCGUACACAAUAAAUUAUGAAUUGUU
Caenorhabditis elegans is the source of this 717-nucleotide messenger RNA. RefSeq lists its product as uncharacterized. The transcript has 4 exons. The coding region runs from base 120 to 608 and encodes 162 amino acids. Lineage: Eukaryota; Metazoa; Nematoda; Chromadorea; Rhabditida; Rhabditidae. The record is from RefSeq and is marked reviewed.